CCCUCCUGCUUGCCUGCUUCCGUGUGAAUAUGGCGGCAAUGGAAACAACAGUUCACAGUUUAGAGUGUCAUCAAACUGCUGUUGAAACUAUCGUUAAUCGCUGGAUAGUGGAUUAUUAUGCAUUUCUAGCGCUAGAGUCGCUGCAGAAGGAACGGUACACGGACUUCUGCAGUAUCAAAAAUGUACUCGACGGGGUCCUGGACCAUGCUAUGUCGGGCACUCAUACCAUGGCAAAGAUUCAAGUACUGCGCUUCCUCUCCUGCAUAUAUGAGGGUGAACAAUUUGAUGUGUCAUCUGUGUCUGACCAGUCUACAACUCCUCUGGAAACGGCCUUAAUGUUGUUGGAACGUAUCAGGCAGGACUACAGUGUCCCACCGCAGGAUUUUGAGAAUGCAUGCAGUUCAAUUAGAGAGAUGAUCAUGGUGAUUUUCCUUCAGAACAACAAAUUUGACAAAGCAAAGAAAAUGCUGACCAAACACUUUCCCAAACCGAUGGUUGGCAAGAAAGCUAUAUUUAUGGGUCUUAUCAAUCAGAGGAGUAAAACACAUGAAGUCAUCGAACAUAUCAACUUCCCCCAGUUCAAGAAAGAAAUGUUGUCCUUUUGCCAGAGGCUCUGCCCAUUUGGAUUUCCUUUUCUGUACACGGCUGCAGAAAAACUAAUUGAUGAGAGACUCAGGAGAGAGAAUGACAAUGCAGCUGGACCUGAUGAGCAAGAAGAACCUGGCCCAUCCUCUAGUUUACAAACAGACACUGCCCUGUUUGUACCCUGCAAACAUAAAAUUAUCCAGAGGACUCGACUUGAAGCAGCCUUCAAUGUUCUGAGUGAAAGAUCAGAUAUGAGAACAUUUGCUCAGCUGGAGGAAGAGGUGGAAAGAGAGGAGCAGGCAAGAGAAGACAUUUCUCUACGCUUGUCACCUAGUCCUAUUGGAGACAUCGGUGAGGACUCGGAGCAGAACAAGCUGUUUCAGAGAGGCUCGGGGAGCCCGAUGGAGGCUUCCCCAGCAGAGCAACCACCACAAACAGACACUGCACCUCACACACAGGUUUGUUCACUCUCAAAGUCACCUGCAGUUCUGAGGAACAGGCGACAUUUCACCGUGGCACAACUGGUGGUUGAGCCAGACAGCCAGGUGAGCUCACAGUCCACAACAGCUUCUCUGGAGCAAGAGAAUGAAAUCAGAGAAGAGUCACCACAGUCACCGACUAUAUCCAAUAACCAAGUCCCGCAGAGCCCACUAACAGACAAUGAGAUUACCAAACCCUCAUGGAAACUCCAAAGACGAGGGAAGCAUCGUUGCAGCAGAGCCGCAACUAGUUUGGAGUCCUCAAACAGUGAGGAUGAUCUUCCUGCAGCUAACAAGCAAAUUUGUGUGAGGAAACACCAUGACCAGUCCUACACUUCACUCAGAGGCAACUCCUCCAAGUCACGUGGUAUAGUCACUUCAUCAGAUGGCGAGGAAAACCUACAAGAUUCCUCUUCCUGCAUCAAAACCCCAGUACAGCCCGACAAUCCUCUCAGCGACAAUCCAGAUGACGUGUUCAUCAUGGACUCGUCAUCGGAAGGCACUCACAGUGCAAUUCAUGACCCCAUCCCUCAGACAAGCUCCACGCCACACAAAGACUCUCCUCAUUCAAAAUGGAAACAGCUUUUCAAUAAUGCAAAGGAAAGUAAGGAAAGGUGGAGCGACGAAGAGUCACCUGUCGCCUCCAGAAAGAAGAAUGGAUCACAUGACAGCACCCUUUCAAAUUCAAGCCACAGGAAGAUGUGGAGCGACCAUGAGACAAAGCUGUUGAUAGAAGGGGUCAGAAAAUUUGGAGAGGGGAACUGGAGUAGGAUCAAGGGAUAUUACACCUUUAAUGGUCGAACAAAUGUCAACCUGAAGGACAGAUGGAGAACGCUGAAAAAGUCAAAGCUGGUCUAGGACAUUUCUGAAAUCUAAUUUUUUCAGCUGCAAUUUUUUUUACUGCAUUGUCUGUACAAUUAAGUUGAAAUUAGGGAUUUGGUUGAAGAGGAGUUCUGUUUUCAACGGCAGUAUGUCGGAUACGUUUUUGAUACAUGCAUUUCCACUGCAGCCCUGUUUUUAGAGGCAAGCUCACAAAGACAAAUAAAUACAAAGACAUGAGUUUAUUUGGCAUUUUAAGACAAAAAAAACAUUUAUCCUUCUGAUAAAUUAACUCAAAAUCAGGGUGGUCUUAGAAAGAGGCUGUCACAAAGAAAUGCUUAGUGGUGUACUAGCAGUAUCCUGUCAUGUUUAAGUUUUUUUCAGUCCCUAGCUUGAUUUCAAAGCAUGAGGAGCCAAUGAAACCAGACUUUAAAUGCAGCCAUUCAAAUGUGGAAAGCUCCUCAUCCAGUUCUGAAUUUCAAUGACUUGUUUAUUUUAAAAGUUGUAAAUAAAACAGAGGGAUUUGAUAGUCCAGUUGAUGCA
Messenger RNA from Solea senegalensis (Senegalese sole), 2426 nucleotides. It is a transcript of the gene terf2, whose product is annotated as telomeric repeat binding factor a. The coding region runs from base 30 to 1922 and encodes 630 amino acids. Gene Ontology annotation, biological process: protein localization to chromosome, telomeric region; negative regulation of telomeric D-loop disassembly; regulation of telomere maintenance via telomerase. The transcript has 13 exons. NCBI's taxonomy places the organism in Eukaryota, Metazoa, Chordata, Actinopteri, Pleuronectiformes, Soleidae. The record is from RefSeq and is a predicted model, not a curated record. Gene Ontology annotation, molecular function: protein homodimerization activity; double-stranded telomeric DNA binding; telomerase activity. Gene Ontology annotation, cellular component: shelterin complex; chromosome, telomeric region; nucleus.